AUGCUUGGGAGCAGCUUCGAAGAAACUUCUGUGGCGGGCUCAUCGGACGACGAAUGGGUUUCUGACCUUCGUGAACGAGCCGAUGCCGACUUCUCGCUAGGCAAAAGAUAUUGCGAUUAUUACCUUUUCAAGAACAUCGUUAAGGAAUCUUCGGGCAACGAACCUACGGCAAUGCUUGAGUCCCUGUUGCAUGAAAGGCUGCAAAAUCUUCAGCUCGAGCAGAACAUCAAGUUUCUCCAGGACCAGCUUCCCCAACAAUUCUGGCGCGACACCCAUACAAAGUUCGAAGACUUGAUGAUCCUCACCGGCCGCGUCCAGCGAAUGGGAAACGCGCAAAACAAGGAUCACAUCAGAAAGAUUUUGACUCGCACUGGGGAUGCCCCCCCUUUCGGAGUGCGGCCGGGGGUUUCAAUCAGUCCCGAGCCUCCCACGCAGUCUCCCACUCCGUCUCCAAAGGUUGCCUCUCCUUCGAUGACGAAAGUGACGGCACGAAGUUAUCAAGUUUUAGCCCCACAAAGGCUCACGAACCGCGGAAGCGCAUCUCCAAUGCAUGUGAUCAAGCUGAAAGAAUAUGGCGAUGCUAUCGGCGAGUCCCCGAAAUAUGAUCAUUUCACCGUUACUGGUAGUCCCCCAACGACGCACAUGACCGUCCAUUUCGGCGGACACAGGCUUGAAACUAUAGGAAGAUCGAUAAAGGACGCGAAACAGCAGCUGGCAAUGCUACUUUGCGCAGAACUCGAUCUGCAUGUCCCGUAG
Dissoconium aciculare CBS 342.82 is the source of this 756-nucleotide messenger RNA. RefSeq lists its product as uncharacterized. Bases 1 to 756 code for a protein of 251 amino acids. The transcript has 2 exons. Lineage: Eukaryota; Fungi; Ascomycota; Dothideomycetes; Mycosphaerellales; Dissoconiaceae. The record is from RefSeq and is a predicted model, not a curated record.